CCUCCUGGCCAAGGCUGCGUCUAGGAAGUUGCCUGCCGCUCCUGAGUCCAGAAAAUAAGGGUGCCCGAAUACAGCCACACACUAUGGCGUCAAAACCGUGUCAAAAUUUGCGAGCGAGCAAAGUCACUUGGCGCAAGCAAAACCACACUCGCCCUCCCCGCGCGCGCGCAGCCAGCCCUCUCCGCGCGCGCGAGGAGGCAAAACACUCGCGAGAGUGGAAUUUGCCACGCCUUCGGCUUGACAGUCGGGGGAGGGACCCAGACAGGAUUGGCUACGGCUGUUUUCCGGAAGUGGAUUGUGAUUGGCUGUUUGUCAAUGUCAUAGCACUUGCACGAAAAACCCGGGAAUAAGACACAGAAGGCCCACUCACACUUGAGCGUGAUGGCGGACUUCAAAGAGGUAUGUGCAGAUGCUUUGUUGAUGCUAAAUAUUAAACAUAAAUAGAAAUAUAUUUCUCUUUAAAAAGAGAAGUGUGUAUUGUACAGUCGGAUAUGUGGUGCUUACUUUAGUAGCAUUACAAAAUAAUUAGAGACAAAUUUGGUCUUUUUAGGCCGAGCUGCAAAAUGCCGCAAGACACGUGGUGUCUCUACUGCGCAGUGCAUUAGCUGAAGCCCGUGGGUCAGUGCCUGCAGUUUCUACAGCUGAUGAAGUGCAGGUUCAGGGACAUCAGGCAGCAGACAGCAGGUAGACAUGCAGGAACAGACUGCCCCUUGUAACCAGGAACAGCCUGCAAGGAGACCUGUCCAGCAGCAGCGGACCUUUGGCUUUUCUGGUACAUGUGGUUCAGUGGAGCAAAGUAUGACCAGAUCUUUCCCUGGCCUCUUUAAACCCCGCAAAAACAGCACCCCAUCUCCAAAAAGAAAGGCUGCUAGGUCAACACCAGUCCAAUUCUACCUGUUAAACCAGUUUGUAGAGAGGACCCCUAAAAUGUCGACAGAACUUCUACUUCUCCAGGCAGGACUUGGAAGGAGGACAGUGACCAUCCCAGAAGACGGACAGCAUUCUGAGAUUUCCAGUCUACUUUUGCAAAUGUACCCUAAAAUGGCAUCACUGCAGGGAGCAUGGAUGCUAUAUAAAGCUGUUGGAGGAUCAGGUCAGCGAAAGUUAAACGUUGUGCAACCAGAUGAAGAGGGCUACACAGGGGCAUAUAUUAUUAAAGCCUUAGGAGGAAGGGGGGGUUGUCUGUACAUCAUGCCAUUGCAAGGAACUUUGGACAUGUCCCCCUUACCAUUUACAUCGCGUGAAUUUGACAGGAUGCCAAAAGCUCAAUGCGCCACAUGUCAUGUGGACAUGCUUAUCCAGCUACUGGCUCUGCAUGCCCAGAAGUGUGAGCCAGACACAGGCAGUCGAUUAAAUUCUUUACCAGAUGUGUUUUCAGAUGUCGAAGCUUCAUGUGAUCUUACAGAAAUGGACAGUGAAAGGUGCGCAGUGGACGAACCAGAUUCCAGACCAGCGGUUGUGGUUAAAGUAUCUUGUCCAUUGUGUUGUGACGCGUAUCCAGAGGACUGCAUCGAGGAACAUGCCAGCACCUGUGAGGGAAGAUAUGAAGAACCUAGAGUUAAUUCAGAUUUACAGGUUGACCAGGACAUAACAAACGAAAAUAGGCAAGAACCAUACAGCCUCGCUGAUGCUGUCUGCAAAGUUAAGUAUAAGAUAGAUCUCCAGGCUAUCUUCAGUAUUUGCGUCACAAGGGAAGAAAUAUUCCACCGGGGACUGAAACAGUGGAAACGGCAAAAAAAAGCUACUCCAAUUAAUCCCCUCCGUGUUUCUUUCUUGGGAGAAGCGGGAAUUGACAAUGGUGCUCUAAGAAAGGAAUUUCUCACUGAAAUGAUGGCAGGAAUCGAGACGAACCUUUUCGAAGGAAGUAGUGCUGGAAAAACCCCGAAGUAUUCCAUAAUGGAUUAUCAAAAUGAUAAUUUUAAGAUAGCUGGUGAAGUAAUAGCUGUGAGUAUUGCACAGGACGGCCCACCCCCCAACUUCUUUCAUGAAUGGAGCUAUACAUUUAUCUCCAUGGGUGAAUUUGACAAAGACCAACUGUCAGAGACGGAUGUGACAGACCCAGAGCUACUGGACCUCAUUAGCAAGGUUGAGACUUCAGACAAAGCAGCCUUGAUUGACCUUUUAGAAAGAAUUCUGGCAUGUGGCUACAUGGGACCUGUAACAUGUGACAAAAAGGCAUCAAUUGUAAGUGCUAUUGUUCUACACUCCCGUGUUCGUGUCCUGCCGAUGCUGCAGCAGAUAUGCACAGGACUUAAACUGUACGGUCUCCAUGACAUGAUUAAGCAGAACCCAGCCAUCUUUCAACCACUAUUUGUUCCUGGUCAUUUGGACAAACCAGACGCAGACUUCUUAGUGAUGGCUUUAUCUCCACUUCUGAGUGAGCCUGGAUCCCUGAAGCGGCACAAGGAAUUGAGGAUUGUUAAUUUCCUGCAAGACUUCAUACAGAGCAUGGAUGAUGAAGAAGAACCAACUGAUGCCCUUGAACAAGAGACGGCAGAGCAAGACCAAGCAGAGGGGAAAGGCGACAACCAAAACAGCUUCACUGUCUGCGGCAUGUUGCAGUGGUUGACUGGACAGGCACAUGUUCCCAUUACUGCAGCUGAGAGGGCGAAGUUCAAAAUUACUGUUGAAUUUGAGCAUGACUGUCAGACUCGCUAUGGCCAACAUGGUGUCUGUUACCCAGUUGUAAAUGCGUGUUCAAACAGCAUAAGAUUUCCUACCUUGCACAUAGGCACCUACCCAGAGUUUGUUCACAUCAUGAAACAAGCCUUAAUCAACAGUAAGGAGUUUGGUCGCUGUUGAGACUCUAUGUCUGUUACAUUCAGUAAUGAAAAAGAACAAACAGCCUAGUUCACAGCUCAAAAAGUGUACUACACUACAAAUACAAUAAAAAUUUUUAAUUGUUUUCUAUUUUGAGAAAAAAAACGCCACAAAACAAUACAUACUUGAUGUUUUCAUAGUGUUUAUUUAGUCAUUUAUGGAAUUCAGAAGAUAUUACUGUUGCAAAACUGUACAAUUAUUUCAGUCACUUUUCUCUGUUUUUGAUUCAAAAACAAAAAUUAAAUUUAAAAUUUUUACUGUCUCUGCUGUUGUGACAUGGUGCCAGCAAUAAAAACUCAACCAGUGAACGCA
This is a messenger RNA of Astyanax mexicanus (Mexican tetra), 3132 nucleotides long. RefSeq lists its product as uncharacterized. The transcript has 16 exons. Bases 691 to 2802 code for a protein of 703 amino acids. The record is from RefSeq and is a predicted model, not a curated record. Gene Ontology annotation, molecular function: ubiquitin-protein transferase activity. NCBI's taxonomy places the organism in Eukaryota, Metazoa, Chordata, Actinopteri, Characiformes, Acestrorhamphidae.